Anolis sagrei ordinatus is the source of this 1801-nucleotide messenger RNA. RefSeq names its product chromodomain Y like 2 (gene CDYL2). Gene Ontology annotation, cellular component: nucleus. The record is from RefSeq and is a predicted model, not a curated record. Gene Ontology annotation, molecular function: transcription corepressor activity. NCBI's taxonomy places the organism in Eukaryota, Metazoa, Chordata, Lepidosauria, Squamata, Anolidae.
UCUGCUGCCGCCUCUGGUUACGCACGCCAAGCCAAGCCAGCCCUUCGCCUCCGAUUCUGCGCACACCGGCAGACCCAAAGCCUGUCAUUUCUGCACAACACAGUUUUUGCUUUCCUCCUCCUCCUCUCACUCCAGUGGUGGGGAGGAAGGGGGGGGGGCACACACAGAGAGAGGGAGAGAGACGGAGAAACACUCGCAGGACGGCGAGGAGCAACGCCGGGGAGCUCCAGUCCCUGAGCCGAGCAUGGCUUCGGGGGACCUUUACGAGGUUGAAAGGAUUGUAGACAAAAGGAAGAACAAGAAAGGCAAAUGGGAAUAUCUUAUAAGGUGGAAAGGUUAUGGAAGUAAUGAAGACACGUGGGAACCAGAACAUCACCUAUUGCACUGUGAGGAAUUCAUCGAUGAAUUCAACGGGCUGCACGUCACCAGGGAAAGGCGAGCGAAGCACGGGAAGCAAGCCAGCGGGCCCAAGUUUUUGCGAGAAAGCAGGGGCUCCCCCCUUGACAAAAUAUCACACAGACCCCCUGACUCUGGGAAAAGCAAGGGAUUGCCCCAUAAAAGAAAACGCAUGGCCCCAACAUUUCAAAAGCCAAAAAAGGGCUACGCGUCCAAACCAGCAUCUUCAGGUGACAGAGCUGCUAAAACAGUAUCUUACCGGACUACCCCCAGUGGUUUACAGAUUAUGCCCUUGAAAAAGCCACAUAAUGGCCUGCCCAAUGGAGACACCAAUUAUGAGAAGGAUGUGGGACAUUUUCGGAACGGUUCCCAAAAGCCAAACGUGGAUUUAAAUGAGCAGGACGGAGAGCACGAUUUGCCCGGAGUACUAGAUGUUAAUAAUGAGUCCCCCGUCAUGAAUGGGAACGGUUCCCCCCUAACCAAUGGAAGCCUGAACCUUCAUAACACUGUAAAAAGGAAAUUGGAAGGGGAAAAGGAUUACGUCUUUGAUAAGAGACUGAGGUACAGCGUGCGUCAAAAUGAGAGCAACUGUCGGUUCAGAGACAUUGUUGUGCGCAAAGAAGACGGAUUCACACACAUCCUCCUCUCCAGUCAGACCUCAGAUAACAACGCACUGACUCCAGAGAUCAUGAAGGAAGUCCGGAGAGCCCUGUGCAAUGCAUCCGCCGACGACAGCAAACUCCUGCUUCUCAGUGCAGUGGGCAGCGUCUUCUGCAGUGGCUUAGAUUAUUCCUAUUUAAUUGGCAGAUUAUCCAGCGACAGGCGAAAGGAGAGCGCAAGGAUUGCAGAAGCCAUAAGGGAUUUUGUAAAAGCGUUCAUUCAGUUUAAGAAGCCAAUUGUGGUGGCAAUCAACGGUCCUGCCCUAGGCUUGGGAGCUUCUAUAUUGCCACUUUGUGAUAUCGUUUGGGCAAGUGAAAAGGCUUGGUUUCAGACCCCGUAUGCAACGAUUCGGCUCACGCCAGCUGGCUGCUCAUCUUACACCUUCCCACAGAUACUGGGCGUUGCUCUGGCAAAUGAAAUGCUGUUUUGUGGAAGGAAGCUCACAGCACAAGAAGCCUGUAGUAGAGGACUCGUCUCACAAGUUUUCUGGCCCACGACAUUUGGGCAAGAAGUGAUGCUGAGGGUGAAAGAAAUGGCAUCCUGCAGUGCAGUGGUGUUGGAAGAAUCUAAAUGCCUGGUUCGGAGUUUCCUAAAAUCUGGCCUUGAAGAUGUGAACGAGAAGGAAUGUCAGAUGUUAAAACAGCUCUGGAGUUCUUCCAAAGGGUUGGAUUCCCUCUUCAGCUAUCUGCAAGACAAAAUUUAUGAAGUCUGACAUGGUUUCGCGACUUGAAAGAGUAAAGCAAAA